AUGCCUGAGAGAAAUGUCUUGACUUGGAAGGCCAUGAUCAGUGGGUACUUGAGAAAUGGAGACACAAGAUCUGCUUCUCUUGUAUUUGAGGAGAUGCAAGGGAAAACUCAAGUGACUUGGAGUCAAAUAAGGUGUGGGUUUGUUAGGAAUGGAGAUAUUGUCACUACUCGGAGGUUGUUUGAUGAGGUUUUUCGUGAGUUGAAGGAUGUGUUAAUAUGGACUGUGAUGGUUGAUGGGGGACUUGUUGAAUUACUGCAUUUAGCUUUUGGUGUGGUGGUUGUGAGGUUCCUGAAAUAUGACAUGACAGUAUUAUUGAUAGAAUUAGCUAGCAAGAGAAGUGCGCAGAUCGAACCUAGGGUUCCUUCUCGGAGAGGACUGGUCAGGGUGGGAAACAGAAGCAUUGGAAUAAUGUGGUGGAACUUGAUGAUGAUCGGAAUCGUGAAGCAGAGGUUUGUCUCGCAGAGAUUACCGAUCUCGGUGGAUGCGGUGGGGUUCUCGCCGGCGUACAAGGAGGAACAGGGAGGGAGAGGAAGGGAGAGAAGUUGGGCAUGA
Molecule: messenger RNA, 552 nt
Organism: Vigna umbellata (rice bean)
Lineage: Eukaryota; Viridiplantae; Streptophyta; Magnoliopsida; Fabales; Fabaceae
Source: RefSeq, a predicted model, not a curated record